Messenger RNA from Gongylonema pulchrum, 318 nucleotides. NCBI's taxonomy places the organism in Eukaryota, Metazoa, Nematoda, Chromadorea, Rhabditida, Gongylonematidae. The record is from the annotation of a GenBank genome assembly.
AUGAAAACAGGAAUUGGUUGGGCACUAAGCUGGUUAGCCGGAGAGCGCCUAUUUAUUCGUUCGUUGACAGCGGCUCAGAAUCUGCUUUAUGUGCUGGCAUCGCUUCGAACGCGCCUGAACUGGGCCCUCGAUUGUCGUCACACUUACAACGAUGAGCUUUGCACGGAUUUGCUCCGAAGCAAUGUUUCGCACGGGGAUGCGCAACAUCAACCUGAUAACAACUGGCCGGCACAACAGUUCAACAGGUACCACGGACUUUUUCUUUUAUACCGUCUGGAUAAAUUGCUUUUAUUAUCGGAUAAAAGAGUUGGAUAUUAA